This is a messenger RNA of Gaeumannomyces tritici R3-111a-1, 3134 nucleotides long. Its product is annotated as urease. Lineage: Eukaryota; Fungi; Ascomycota; Sordariomycetes; Magnaporthales; Magnaporthaceae. The transcript has 3 exons. The record is from RefSeq and is a predicted model, not a curated record. The coding region runs from base 392 to 2929 and encodes 845 amino acids. Gene Ontology annotation, biological process: urea catabolic process. Gene Ontology annotation, molecular function: urease activity; nickel cation binding. Gene Ontology annotation, cellular component: urease complex.
GGGCGGCUCGGCGACAGGCUUGAGUUCUUUACUUUGCCCAGGUUGGUAGGCAGCGUGCAUAUGGUACUGCAUAUGGUACUGCACACUCCUUCCUAGUUGCGGGUAGAGACGGGCGAGCUGCCUGGUCAGCCGUCGGGCCGGUUCCGUUAUAGCAUUGACGGGCGGAUUGGUAUCUCGCAUGCAAGAUAAGAGCUCGAGUCGGGGCCAGCUCUGGGGGUUUUGCUCGGUCAUAAUUUUCCCGUCGCCCAUCCCGAGGUGGACUUAGCGACCCGUUUCCAGUUGUUGGCUUGGGUUCUGGGCCGAGGCUUGAUCUGCUUCGUGUCUCUCUCUCGUCUGCUCGUGGAUUGACCAAGGAGAAGGAACGUCCCGGCCUGCAGCUUCCCUCUCCAAGAUGCAUCUCGUUCCCAAAGAGCUUGACAAGCUCGCCAUCUCCCAGCUGGGUCUCCUGGCCCAGCGCCGCCUGGCACGGGGCGUCAAGCUCAACCAUAGCGAGGCCACGGCCCUGAUCGCCAACAACUUGCAGGAGCUGAUCCGCGAUGGCCGCCAUACCGUCGCCGACCUGAUGGCCCUGGGCGCCACCAUGCUGGGCCGCCGCCACGUGCUGCCCUCGGUGUGCGCCACCCUGCACGAGAUCAUGGUCGAGGGCACCUUCCCCAGCGGCACCUACCUCGUCACAGUCCACAACCCCAUCAGCACCGAGGACGGCGACCUGGCCCGCGCCCUGUACGGCUCCUUCCUGCCGCUGCCCGACCAGACCCUGUUCCCCGUCGCCAACCCGGCCGAGUUCGAGACGGGCCGGAGGCCCGGCGCCGUCGUCGUCGUCCGCUCCGCCGUGCCCGCCGACGACGCCAUCGUGCUGAACAAGGGCCGCCGCCGCGUGCGCCUGCGCGUCGUCAGCCGCGGCGACCGCCCCAUCCAGGUCGGCAGCCACUACCACUUCGUCGAGACCAACGCCCAGCUCGAGUUCGACCGCGCCGCCGCCUACGGCUUCCGCCUCGACAUCGCCGCCGGCACCUCGGUGCGCUUCGAGCCGGGCGACGCCAGGACCGUCACGCUCGUCGAGAUCGGCGGCAGCAGGGUCAUCCGCGGCGGCAACAACCUCGCCAGCGGCGUCGUCGACCGCUCGCGCGUUGACGAGCUCGUCGCCCUGCUGCAGCGCGAGGGGUUCGCCCACGCCCCCUCGGCGGGCCCCGGCCUCGGCGUCGCCGGCCUGGACGUGCCCGGCUUCACCAUCGACCGCGCCUCCUACGCCACCAUGUUCGGCCCCACCACGGGCGACCGCGUCCGGCUGGGCAGCACCGACCUCUGGAUCCAGGUCGAGCGCGACCUGACCGUGUACGGCGACGAGUGCAAGUUCGGCGGCGGCAAGACGCUGCGCGAGGGCAUGGGCCAGGCCUCGGGCAGGUCCGACGACGAGUCGCUGGACCUGGUCAUCACCAACGCCCUCAUACUCGACUGGUCCGGCAUCUACAAGGCCGACAUCGGCGUCAAGAAGGGUAUGAUCUCCGCCAUCGGUAAGGCCGGGAACCCGGACGUUAUGGACGGCGUCACGCCGGGCAUGGUCGUCGGCAGCUGCACCGACGUCAUCGCCGGCGAGGGCAAGAUCAUCACGGCCGGUGGCAUCGACACGCACAUCCACUUCAUCUGCCCGCAGCAGGCCGACGAGUCUCUCGCCGCCGGUAUCACGACGUACCUGGGCGGCGGGACCGGACCCACUGCUGGCACCAACGCGACGACGUGCACCCCCGGUAAGCACUACAUGCGCCAGAUGCUGCAGGCCUGUGACUCGCUGCCCCUCAACGUCGGCAUCACGGGCAAGGGCAACGACAGCGGCACCGUGGGGCUGCGCGAGAUGGUCCUGGCGGGCGCGUGCGGCCUCAAGCUGCACGAGGACUGGGGCUCGACGCCGGCUGCUAUCGACGCCUGCCUUUCCGUGUGCGACGAGUACGACGUGCAGUGCAUGAUCCACACCGACACGCUCAACGAGUCGGGCUUCGUCGAGAGCACCAUCGCCGCCUUCAAGGGCCGCACCAUCCACACGUACCACACCGAGGGCGCCGGCGGCGGCCACGCGCCCGACAUCAUCUCGGUCGUCGAGCACCCGCACGUGCUCCCGUCCAGCACCAACCCGACGCGGCCCUUCACGCGCAACACGCUCGACGAGCACCUCGACAUGCUCAUGGUCUGCCACCACCUGUCGCGCGACAUACCCGAGGACGUGGCCUUUGCCGAGUCCCGCAUCCGCGCCGAAACCAUCGCGGCCGAGGACGUGCUGCACGACCUGGGCGCCAUCUCCAUGAUGAGCUCCGACUCGCAGGCUAUGGGCCGCCCGGGCGAGGUGAUCCUCCGCACCUGGAACACGGCCCACAAGAACAGGCUCCAGCGCGGCCCCUUGCCCGAGGACGCCGGCACGGGCGCCGACAACUUCCGCGCCAAGCGCUACGUGUCAAAGUACACCAUCAACCCGGCGCUGGCCCAGGGCAUGUCCCACCUCGUCGGCAGCGUCGAGCCGGGCCGCCUGGCCGACCUGGUGGUCUGGGACCCGGCCUGGUUCGGCACCAAGCCGAACCUGGUGCUCAAGUCCGGGCUCGUCGCCUGCGCCAUGAUGGGCGACCCCAACGGCUCCAUCCCCACCAUCCAGCCUGUCGUCGCCCGCCGCAUGUUUGCGCCCCGCGUGCCCGAGUCCUCGGUCCUCUUUGUGAGCGCCGCCUCGGUCGAGCACGGCAUCGCGCAGAGCUACGGCCUCCGCAAGCGCGUCGAGCCCGUGAGGGGCUGCAGGUCCGUCUCCAAGCGCGACAUGCGCUUCAACGACGCCAUGCCCGCCAUGCGCGUCGACCCGGAGUCGUACCGAGUCGAGGCCGACGGCGUCGUGUGCGCCGCCGAGCCCAGCACCGAGCUGCCACUGACGCAGCAGUUUUACGUCUACUAGAUUUUUCUCUUUUUUUUCCCUUCUCCCUUGAUGUUUUAUUUUAUUUUAUUCUUCUUGUUCGUGUUUACAAGUUGGGGUUUGCUGGCUCGGGCCAGCUGUGUUGGGAAAUACAAAGGACGACAUAUUCUCGGUCACAUGGGCGCGGGUGCCUCUUAAAGUACUAAUAGUGAUUUUUUGAACAAGAAGCGCAUAAUUUCCAUCGCAG